Messenger RNA from Tachysurus vachellii, 1669 nucleotides. It is a transcript of the gene lrrc74b, whose product is annotated as leucine rich repeat containing 74B. Lineage: Eukaryota; Metazoa; Chordata; Actinopteri; Siluriformes; Bagridae. The transcript has 11 exons. Bases 70 to 1425 code for a protein of 451 amino acids. Gene Ontology annotation, molecular function: protein binding. The record is from RefSeq and is a predicted model, not a curated record.
UAGCACUGCACUGAUUUAUUUACACAGCAGUCCUGAAAUAUACACCAGUGAAAACACACAGACUCAGAGAUGGUGGGUAAAAAGGUGGCCAGAGAGAUGCUGUUGUCUUCGGUGUGUGAGGAUGAUGGUGAUGAAGGUCAUGAGGAGGAGAUGAUAGGAGGGAUCAGGAGCAGGCCGCCGAGCCGACCUCGCAACAUCUACAGCCGAGGCAGCGUGGACACCCAGGCAGUCAUACGAGCAAGCGGCUGUAGCAGGAGAGAGCCACGAUCCGAAGAGGAGGAUGGUGUUGAUGGAAAUGACGAGAAGGAGGAGGAGGUGGAGGUGGAGGAGGAAGGCGGUCGGAGCAGUGAAGCGGUUGACGGACAGGAGGGAGCCAAUGCGGGUUUCACCGCAGAUGAAGACUAUGACACGGAUCUGGAGCUUGAAGACGGGAUAGCGAGGUAUGACCCCACGGGCGUGACACGUUACCGAGAGAUGUGUAAGAUGUUCAACGUGGUUCCAGUGUCCUACUUCCUCAGGAACAUUCACAGCCCAGAACUGACCAUGAUGCAUCACGGACUCGGCCCUCAGGGUAGCAAAGCCCUGGCAGUUCCCUUGGUAACCAACACCUCCAUUCUGAAGCUGAAUCUGCAAGAUAAUGGAAUGGAGGGAGAAGGUGGAGCCGCCAUAGCUGACAUGCUGAAGGAGAACCUUUACAUCACAGGAAUAGAUCUUUCAGAGAACAGGCUCGGUGAGGUUGGGAUAAAGGCUCUGGCCAGCAUGCUGCUCGAGAACACCUCCCUCAUCUCCCUUAACCUUUCUGGGAACCAUCUGGACGAACGAGCGGCUAAACACCUGGCUACGGCGCUGACCAAAAACCAGCACCUGCAGCAUCUGGACCUGAGCCACAACCGGCUGGGAGAAGCAGCAGGGGAAAUUCUGGGUCCUGCUAUAGCCGAGAACACGGGAUUGAAGUCACUCAGUCUGGCCUGGAACAGCAUUCGUGGAAAUGGAGCCAUCGCUUUGGCUAAAGGCCUUGUGGCUAACAUAUUCUUGCAAACUGUGGAUUUAUCUUACAACGGACUGGCCAAGGAGGGAGCGACGACUCUCGGGGAAGGUCUUAAAGACAACAACACGCUGGAGGAACUGAAUCUCAGUAUUAACCGCAUCCCUCCUGAAGGAGCGGUCAGAUUAGCCGGGGGUCUGAAAGCAAACAACAACCUGCGGAUUCUUAGCAUGGCUCGGAAUCCCGUUCGGCCGGCCGGAUGUCUUGCGCUUCUCAAAGCUGUAGAAGAAAACCCUUCAUCUUCAAUGGAGUAUCUGGACUUCUCUGACAUCAGUGUGGACCAAGAGUUCGAAGAGUUGCUCAAUUCGAUAAAAGAUACGCUACCAAACUUCCGAGUGAAACACGGUGGCACUUUAAGGAAACCUUUCCAAAAACCUUAAGAGCUGACCUCUAUGUACAGCAGCAUUCGAAUCUGUCACUUAGAUAUGUGUCUUGUGAAAAGAAAACCCAGAACGAAUAUACAAUGAAGAAGAAAAAGAAGAAGAAGAAGAGCAGCAUGGACGUCCAUUCUCGACUGUUUAACUGGAUUAGUGAGCAGAAGCACCUGCUGUGUGUAAUAUUAUGAACAGCUGCUGAACACAGCGACGUUCGCACGCAUGACUUAGCUCAUGAUUUUUUUUCUUC